This is a messenger RNA of Indicator indicator, 471 nucleotides long. RefSeq names its product protein phosphatase 1 regulatory inhibitor subunit 1A (gene PPP1R1A). The annotation marks the transcript as partial. Gene Ontology annotation, biological process: intracellular signal transduction. Gene Ontology annotation, cellular component: cytoplasm. The record is from RefSeq and is a predicted model, not a curated record. Gene Ontology annotation, molecular function: protein phosphatase inhibitor activity. The transcript has 5 exons. NCBI's taxonomy places the organism in Eukaryota, Metazoa, Chordata, Aves, Piciformes, Indicatoridae.
AUGGAGCCCAACAGCCCCCGGAAGAUCCAAUUCACGGUGCCGCUGCUGGAGCCGCAUCUCGACCCGGAGGCGGCCGAGCAGAUCCGGAGGCGCCGACCGACCCCUGCCAACCUGGUGCUGAGCAGCGACCAAUCGUCCCCAGAGAUCGAUGAGGAUCGGCUGCCCAACCCCCUGCUGAAGUCAGGCCUGGCCAUGUCCCCCAGGCAGAGGAAGAAGGUUUCUCGCACCACCCCCACCAUGAAAGAGCUGCAGAUGAUGGUGGAGCAUCACCUCUGCAAGCAGGCACAGGGCGAGGAGGAGGAAGAAGAGGAAGAGGAGGAGGAGGAGGAGGAGGAGAAGGAGAAAGCCCCCGGGAGCCGGGAGCGUGGCCGCGGCCACUGCCACCGCGGGGACACGGAGCACAGCCACAGCCCUGGCGGCUCCUGCCCGCUGGCCACGCACGAAGGUGGCCCCGGCCCUGGUGACAGUGAG